AUGUCCGAUGAAAUCUGUUCACCCAGUCAUCCACUCAAGCGGCCCGUUGGUACCGUUUCAAACGGAGGUCUGGUCCCAUCGGAGCAGGACCCACACACCUGGGUCUCCGGUCCUUUAGAUGAAGUUCCCAAGCUGCAGCGUCAGCGAUGGAGCCAGGUCCCUGAGAAAAGUCUGCAGGAGAAGCAGACGACGGGUGACGUGGUCUUGUUGAUGGUCCUCCACUUGAAGCUGCUGCAUGUGGCUGGGAGUCUGUCAGAGGAGGUCCAGUACUCCCACCUGCUGCUGUGCACCGGCACCGACGGCCCGUUUCCCUGCAAGUUCAACACACUCGGUCUCUCGUACCAGCAGGCGGUCCAGGCCUACGAGGAGCUGGCCCAGCAGAUCCAGGCUGCAGACUCGGUCCUGGUGGUGGGCGGAGGCUCCACGGGCGUGGAGAUGGCCGCGGAGCUCAGGAGCCGCUACCCAGAGAGAAGGGUGAGCGAGUUUCUCACGGCUCCUCUGUGCCAUUUCUACGGCCCGUACGUCCAGUGGAACCGCAGCUCUUCUGCGCAGGCCUCAGUCCUGCAGCGAGUGUUGGGGCGUGGCUCCCCGGUCCAGUGCGGCCAGCUGCGGCGUGAAGGGGGUGGAGCUUCUGCUGGGUACAUCUGCGUUCUGGACCUGGCUGGGCUCCAGACAAACCGCUGUCGUCAGAACUCCGCCGUGACCACGGACAAAGGCGCCAGGCUCAGCGUAGACCUGCUGCUGGAUUGUUCCGCGCUCCGGAUCAACAGCCGAGCGUACGCCUCCUCCCUGGCCCACGCCCUCUCUGACAGCGGUGCUCUGCGAGUCGACGCUCACCUGCAGGUGGCCGGCCUCUCAAACGACUGUGCCGACGUGGCCGAGGCCAAGACGCCGUACCACGCUGGCCUUCGCGCAGCGGUCGCCGUUAAUAACGUCAGCCUGAGCGGGAGGCCGCUGAGAUCCUACCGCCCAGGCAGCGCCACCAUGCUGCUGCCACGUGGUGUGGUGGCCAUGGCCAAAAGUGGAGACCUGAUGCUGUGGAAGAGCUGGAGAGAGAUGCGGCAGCGGCGGCGCUGUGAGGAGGAGCCGGGCUCAGACACACUCUCGCACACACACAUGGAGCUUUAUUCUCAGUCAGGACACGUUACAUUACAGCUGAAGGUGAACGCUUGA
Messenger RNA from Synchiropus splendidus (mandarinfish), 1173 nucleotides. RefSeq names its product apoptosis inducing factor mitochondria associated 2 (gene aifm2). The record is from RefSeq and is a predicted model, not a curated record. Gene Ontology annotation, cellular component: cytoplasm; mitochondrion. Gene Ontology annotation, molecular function: flavin adenine dinucleotide binding; electron-transferring-flavoprotein dehydrogenase activity. Gene Ontology annotation, biological process: apoptotic mitochondrial changes; positive regulation of apoptotic process. NCBI's taxonomy places the organism in Eukaryota, Metazoa, Chordata, Actinopteri, Syngnathiformes, Callionymidae.